AUUUGAAUGUUUAUUCGUUUAAAAGAAAGUGAGACUAAAAAGUGUAAAUGUCAAUGAUUUGAAGUUAUAAUAUAGACUAGACUCUAGACCUCUAUUCUCAUUUAGGCUUUCCGAUAGAACGAAAAAGUAUAUAGUAAUUCUUUCCCCACUCUCUCUCUCUCUCUCUCUCUCUUCCUCUUUGUUCUAUUCAGGAACCGAUUACCAACUCAUCAACCUCAACUGCAUGCUGGUAAAUGUGAUGGAUCUUCUCCGCAAGAAAUGCAGUAUCGACGACGAAGAUGUUUCGUUAGAUUUAGCAGAUGAGGAAGGAAUGUUGAAGUGCCUGCCAGACUACAAUGUCAGGGUAAACACAAAACACUUGCUGAAACCGCGAUCUACCUAUGUCCCGAUCAAGAUGGAACGUGAUGAGAACGAUGUGGCCAAACCUUAUGAACCUUUUGUGAAGCAACUGAAGGAGAAUACUGAGUUUAUGAACACUCUCCUCGUUCAGUACCGUAAGAGGGAACUGCCAUUCCAAGGAAAGAAAGACAGGUCAGCUAGUCGGAAUCGGGCGACAUCGUCGUCGAGCUCUACACCUCGAGUGACGCCCAGCGCCUCGAAGAUGAAAAGCAAAAAGGGCGGCCCCCCGUCGAGAGCGGGAAAGGCUUCAAGAUAAACCAGACGAAUUUCGACAGGAUCGGAAAGGCUUUCCAGAAAUCAACUCGUAGGCAAUUUCAAUACAGCAUAUUGCCUUAUCCCAUAGAUAGCAUGGCCGAAUACGCAUCUCAUUGUGAUGUUCGCACCUUUUAAUCGA
Molecule: messenger RNA, 793 nt
Organism: Strongylocentrotus purpuratus (purple sea urchin)
Lineage: Eukaryota; Metazoa; Echinodermata; Echinoidea; Camarodonta; Strongylocentrotidae
Exons: 4
Coding region: 224-655 (143 amino acids)
Source: RefSeq, a predicted model, not a curated record